UUAAAAUAAUAAAAUAAAUAAAUAAAUAAAAAUUACAAUAAAAGUUCCCAAAAUCCGCGGCUAUUGACGGCGGUUUCAACGACGACGACGCCCUAACCCUCUUCCAACAAUGGUCCAUUUGCUCCCAAAUCCCCUCCGAGUUUCAUCGCACCUCCGCUCGGAUCCGCCGCGCACGGCGGUCCGUGCCAGAGCGAAGUCCGGCACCGGCCGCUACGAGAUCUUGAGAAAUGGAGGAAUUAAGGUGAGAUUGGCGGUGGUUGUGCGGUGUAGCAGUGAUUAUUCGAGUCCGAUCACGGCGGCGAUCGGAACAUCGGAAGAAAUUGAAAUUAGCAACGAAAAUGCGUAUUUGGCGACGGAAUUUGGAUGGAAGGUGAGGAAAUUGAUCGAAGAAGAAGAUGAUUUGAGAACGGUUGCGAGGAUUCAAGCCGAAGCGUUCCAUGAACCUGUUCUUCUUUUCAACCAUUUUUUCUUCCAGUUCUUCCAGGCAGAAGUGCUUUCAGCGUUGAUUUACAGAUUGAAAAAUUACCCACCAGACAGGUAUGCUUGUUUGGUUGCAGAGCCAGAGAGUGAAGGCUGUAAAGAUGAGUACAACUUUGUGGGAGUGGUGGACGUGACGGUGGCCGGAGAUUUGAAAGUCAGGCGCCUCCUUCCCGCCGGCGUCAAAGAGUAUCUCUUUGUAACUGGAAUCGCCGUCGACCAAACUGCAAGAAGGCGCAAAGUAGCAACGGCACUAUUGAAGGGGUGUGACAUGUUAGCGAGGGUUUGGGGCUUCAAGUUUUUGGCGUUAAGUGCAUACGAAGAUGACUAUGGUGCUCGUAAUUUGUAUAGUAAAGCUGGGUAUCAGGUUUUGUAUGUUGACCCUCUUUGGAAAUCUUCUUGGAUUGGAAGAAAACGUUGUGUUACUAUGGUUAAGCAACUUUAGCGAUAUCAAUCUGAACAUAAUUUAUUAG
This is a messenger RNA of Cucurbita maxima (winter squash), 950 nucleotides long. RefSeq lists its product as uncharacterized. Gene Ontology annotation, biological process: mitotic sister chromatid cohesion. The record is from RefSeq and is a predicted model, not a curated record. Gene Ontology annotation, cellular component: NatA complex; cytoplasm. The coding region runs from base 110 to 922 and encodes 270 amino acids. Lineage: Eukaryota; Viridiplantae; Streptophyta; Magnoliopsida; Cucurbitales; Cucurbitaceae. The transcript has 4 exons. Gene Ontology annotation, molecular function: N-acetyltransferase activity.